Messenger RNA from Penicillium oxalicum, 237 nucleotides. RefSeq lists its product as uncharacterized. The coding region runs from base 1 to 237 and encodes 78 amino acids. The transcript has a single exon. Lineage: Eukaryota; Fungi; Ascomycota; Eurotiomycetes; Eurotiales; Aspergillaceae. The record is from RefSeq and is a predicted model, not a curated record.
AUGGAUGAGCAUGUGCAAGGCUCGCCUCCCGCCGGCAAUUUGCUGUCCAUCGGAUCCGCAAUGGUCGUGAAGAGUACUGCAAGGACAAGUCGCCGCUUCAGAGACAAACCUUGUUUAGCGAGGUCUGGUGUACGCGAUAGCGCUUGGUUUGACUUGGAAGUUAAGUGCCAUUUGACAGGUUCCCUGUCAAUCCUAAGAAAGGGUGGUAAAAGUAAGUUCGAGAUGGACUGUGCAUAA